This is a messenger RNA of Zingiber officinale, 1308 nucleotides long. RefSeq names its product protein trichome birefringence-like 12. The record is from RefSeq and is a predicted model, not a curated record. NCBI's taxonomy places the organism in Eukaryota, Viridiplantae, Streptophyta, Magnoliopsida, Zingiberales, Zingiberaceae. Bases 286 to 1242 code for a protein of 318 amino acids. Gene Ontology annotation, molecular function: O-acetyltransferase activity. The transcript is spliced from 4 exons. Gene Ontology annotation, cellular component: Golgi apparatus.
UCUCGUACUGGGUCUCCACUCUCCCACUUCCUUCGCCUCCCCUUCCCGGCCCCCCUCCUUCUUCUCCUCUCCCUCCCCCUCCUCUACGCCGUCUCCCUCCUCCUCCUCCUCCCCUCCUCCCCCUUCCGCCGCCCCCUCCGGACAUCGUUUCCUUGCGGCGCCUCGCCGAUCGACCUCUCCGCCGGCCGAUGGGCGCGCCGCUCGACUCUCACCGCCCCUCUCUACGACGCCUCCUGCCCUUUCCACCGCAACGCCUGGAACUGCCUCCGCAACGCGCGCGAUGGCAUGGACUCCAUCAAUUCCUGGGCCUGGAUCCCCGACCGCUGCGGCGGCGCGCCGGUUCCGCGGAUCGACCCGGCUGCGUUCCUCGGAACCGUGAGGGGAAAGAAGAUCGGCUUCGUCGGUGAUUCUCUGAACGAGAAUUUCCUGGUGGCCUUCCUUUGCACUCUCAGGUCGGCUGAUGGCGGGGCGAAGAAGUGGAAGCGGAAGAGGGCGUGGAGAGGUGGCUACUUUCCCAAGUUUGACGUCGUCGUGGCUUACCAUCGCGCUGUUCUGCUAGCGAAUUAUACGUGGCAGCCUGUGGAUAGUUCAUCUCAGCUAGGUAAAGAUGGAAUCAAGGGAAUCUAUAAAGUUGAUAUUGAUAUACCUGCAGAUGAUUGGGCUAUUGUCACCAAGUUCUAUGAUGUUCUGAUCCUGAAUACUGGUCAUUGGUGGGGUGCUGAUAAAUUUCCGAAGGAGACGCCACUUGUUUUUUACAAGGGAGGAAAACCAGUAGACCCUCCACUUGGAAUCUUUGCUGGACUUGAGAUUGUCCUUAAAAGUACGAUCUCUUAUAUUGAGAAAGAAGUCCCGAAAAAGACCAUCAAAUUUUGGCGUACUCAAUCGCCGAGGCAUUUCUUCAGAGGGGAAUGGGACCGUAAUGGUAGUUGCUUGUCGAGUGACCUACUAAGAGAAGAGGAGCUUGAUUCAUGGUUUGACCCUAAAAAUAAGGGAGUGAAUAAAGAAGCAAGGGAAGUGAAUUCUUUGAUUCAACAAGCAUUGCUUGGCACAAGUAUAAGUUUACUAAACCUGACUCACUUGAGUGAGUUCAGAUCGGACGCGCAUCCAGCAAUCUGGUUGGGCAAGAAGGAUGCGGUGUCGAUCUGGGGACAGGACUGCAUGCAUUGGUGCCUUCCUGGCCUUCCUGAUACCUGGGUCGAUAUCUUAGCUGCCCAAAUCAUGUACAACUUUGAAGGAAUCUGAAAUCUCAGGGAGCAUAAGAUCCAGUUUGCUACCACUCUUAAAAGCUCUUCUGUUUAUCCUUGCAGA